CCGAGCGGUGGGGCGCUCGCGCGCGCCCACUGGUGGCCGGAGGAGAAGACGUCCGCGGAGGCCUAGCUGCCCGCCCCUCCCCUGGGGAGGCUCGCGCUCCCGCUGCUCGCGCCUGCGCGCCCGCCGGCCUCGAGAGCGCGCCCUCUCGCUGGUGCGCGCGCUCGCAGUCUCCGACACCCACCAGCUCCGGCACCAGCAGCAGCGUCGCCGCCGCCGCCCACCUUCUGCCGCCGCCACCACAGCCACUUUCUUCUUUGCUUUCCUCUACUGUCCUCGCCCUCUGUCGACUAUCAGGUGGGCCUUGAACCAGGAUGGCUGAGCCCCGCCAGGAGUUCGACGUGAUGGAAGAUCAUGCUGGCGCGUAUGGGCUGGAGGAGAGGAAAGAGCUCCCCUCCCAGGGGGGCUACGCUCUGCUGCAAGACCAGGAGGGUGACAUGGACCACGGUCUGAAAGAAUCUCCCCUGCAGACCCCCGCCGAUGAUGGAUCUGAGGAACCAGGCUCUGAAACUUCUGAUGCUAAGAGCACUCCGACCGCGGAAGACGUGACUGCACCUUUAGUGGACGAGGGAGCCCCCGGUGAGCAGGCGGCCGCUCAGCCCGACUCGGAGAUCCCAGAAGGAACCACAGCUGAAGAAGCAGGCAUUGGAGACACCCCCAACUUGGAAGACCAAGCCGCUGGACACGUGACUCAAGUUUCCGCAGAGACCCAGGUCUCAGAGCCCGACAGGCCCAGCGCAGGGCACCCCCAUGUGCCCCCUGAGUUCGUGUUCCACGUGGACAUCAAAGCCAACGUGCAGAAGGAGCAGGGACGCUCAGAGGUGGAUUUGGAAAGGACUGCACUUCCGGGGGCCCCUGGAGAGGAGCAAGAGCCCCAGGGCCCCGCUGAGGGAGAGAACACAAAAAAGACUGACCUUCCAGAACCAUCUGGAAAGCGGCCUGCAGCUGGCCUGCCGGGGAAGCCCGUCAGCCGGGUUCCUCAGCUCAAAGCUCGCAUGGUCAGUAAAGGCAAAGAUGGGACUGGAAGCGAAGACAAAAAAUCCAAGACAUCCACACCUUCCUGUGCUAAAACCUUGAAAAAUAGGCCUUGCCUUAGCCCCCAACGCCCCACUCCUGGUAGCUCAGACCCUUUGAUCAAACCCUCCAGCCCUGCCGUGUGCCCAGAGCCAUCUUCCUCUCCUAAACACGUCUCUUCUGUCACACCCCGAACUGGCAGUUCUGGAACAAAGGAGAUGAAAGUCAAGGGGGCAGAUAAAACUGGAACGAAGAUUGCCACACCCCGGGGAGCAGCCCCUCCAGGCCAGAAAGGCCAGGCCAACGCCACCAGGAUUCCAGCGAAAACCACACCCUCCCCGAAGACCCCACCCGGCUCUGCUACCAAGAAAGUGCAGAGAAAGCCACCCCCUGCAGGGGCAAAAUCUGACAGAGGUGACUCGGGGAAAUCUGGGGAUCGCAGCGGCUACAGCAGCCCUGGGUCCCCGGGCACUCCUGGCAGCCGUUCCCGCACCCCAUCGCUGCCGACACCACCUGCCCGGGAACCCAAGAAGGUGGCAGUGGUCCGCACUCCACCCAAGUCGCCGUCUUCAGCCAAGAGCCGCCUGCAGACGGCCCCCGUGCCCAUGCCAGACCUGAAGAACGUCAGGUCCAAGAUCGGCUCCACUGAAAACCUGAAGCACCAGCCGGGAGGCGGGAAGGUGCAGAUAAUUAAUAAGAAGCUGGAUCUUAGCAACGUCCAGUCCAAGUGUGGCUCAAAGGAUAAUAUCAAACACGUGCCAGGAGGCGGCAGUGUGCAAAUAGUCUACAAACCAGUGGACCUGAGCAAGGUGACCUCCAAGUGUGGCUCGUUAGGCAACAUCCACCAUAAGCCAGGAGGCGGCCAGGUGGAAGUGAAAUCUGAGAAGCUGGACUUCAAGGAUAGAGUCCAGUCGAAGAUCGGGUCCCUGGAUAAUAUCACCCACGUCCCUGGCGGAGGGCAUAAAAAGAUCGAAACCCACAAGCUGACCUUCCGCGAGAACGCCAAAGCCAAGACAGACCACGGGGCGGAGAUCGUGUACAAGUCGCCGGCGGUGUCCGGGGACACAUCCCCGCGGCACCUCAGCAACGUCUCCUCCACGGGCAGCAUCGACAUGGUAGAUGCCCCGCAGCUUGCCACGCUAGCCGAUGAAGUGUCCGCUUCCCUGGCCAAGCAGGGUUUGUGAUCAGCCCCCGGGCGGUUGGUAAUCGUGGAGAGAAGAGAGAGAGAGUGUGGGAAAAAAAAGAAUAUCGAUCCGGCCCUUCGCCCUCUGUCCUCCCCCAGCUGCUCCUCACAGAUGGGUUAAUCGGUUAAUCAUUUAACCUGCUUUUGUUGCUCGGCUCUGGCUUGGGACUUCAAAAUCAGUGAUGGGAAUAAGGGCAAAUUUCAUCUUUCCAAAUUGAUGGGUGGGCGGGCUAAUAAUAAAAUAUUUUUUAAGACAUUUACAAAGAUGGCCACACCCAACAUUUCCUUGGGCAAUUGCUUUUGAUUUUUUUUUUUUCCUCCUCUGAGUAGAAGAGGAUGAAGGAGAGGCUCUGAAAGCUGCUUCUGGGGGAAUCUCAAGGGACUGGGGACACCCCCUCCUCUGGCCCCAUCCUGGGGGUGUCACAGAGGCAGCGGCAGCAACAAAGGGUUUGAAACUUGGUGUGUUCGUGGAGCCACAGGCAGAUGUCAACCUUGAGUGAAUGGGAUGGGGUGGGGAUGGGGAGACACAGGAGAGGCUGAGGCAGAGGGAGAGGGGGACGGGAGAAGGGCAGUGCGAGAGGGAGGGCGUGAGAGGGAGGACACUCGGAGGGGAGGCGCAGCUCCCUGCCUGGAAGGACAGCUGGAAGGGCAACCAGCCUCCAUUGCUACCUGCAGCAAACUCGGACCCAGUGGCCAACUAUGCUUGGUGGCCCGGGAUGUGCUGCAGGUCGGUGUGCCACCCUCUAGAGGGCAGCCUGUGGGAGAAAGCUCCACUACCUCCCAUUCCGUGAAGGGACAGUGGGCAGGAGAGGGACGGUUGGCCGGAGGGUGGCACCCUGUGGAUUACUUCCUGAGAAGACUGACCUUGAUGUCCUGAGUGCUGGCCUCUUCCUCCCUCCCUGCAGGGUGGGGGUCCUGAGCUGAGGGGCUUCCCUGUGCCUCGCAGAAAACCCUGUCUUAGUGAGUUCUGAAGGUUGGAGCUGCAGCCACGAUUUUGGCCGCAACACAGAUCUGGGACUUAGGGCUAACCAGUUCUCUUUGUAAGGACUUGUGCCUCUUGGGGGACGUCUGCCUGUUCCCAAGCCUGGGCCUCUGGCAUCUCUAGAGGUGUGCGGGGGUCUGAGAGGAGGGUCCCGAGCCUCCCAACCCUCUCAGGGCCACUGCAGCCACCUGUCUGCCCCCGCCACGCCUGUGUGUCUGCCGUGGGGAGCCCAGUCACUGCCUGUACACCUCAUUAUGUCACACACUGUCCUGAGUUCCCAGCCUUACCACCCCUCUUCUCAGUCAUGGACAUUGUUUCGACGUGGGAGGCACCAACCCUAAACAAAGGGGGGAAGUCAAGGACAGGAAAGUCCAGGCACGAGGUGGGACCUCAGUCUCUUGGUCUAAGUUACACUCAUCCAACUGGCGUGUCCCCCACAAUGAGCCUGAUGGCCUUAUUCGGUUCCCUGCCCCCACCUCCCAGCACAGGUGUGAGCCAGGGUCGGGCUCAGCAAUGACCCGGGAUGUUUGUGCCUGGUUGACUUGGAGAACCUUUUGCUCCCAGAAGGCCUGGUCCCCUUCCUGUGUUGAGCUGGCAGCACGUUUUCUGUCCUGGCUGCCAGAGAUGGCCCUGGGAUGGGCACGCAAGGCCCCCAGGGCAGGACCAGACUCCCUCUGUCCCCCACUUCUGCCUCAGCUCAUAACUGCCAGCCUCUCAGAGAGCCCACCGCUGCUCAAGCCCAAGUGCAUAUAAUCAGCCCUCCAUACCCCAAAAGGGGAACUUGCCCCUCUUGGGAAUGGUUCUUCCCCAGUCCCAGCUGGAAGCACUGCUGUCUGUCCUGCCGGAGCAGCUGAACAUAUCCAUAGAUGUCGCCCUUCCCUCCCCGUCUGCACCCUGUCGCGUUGUAGUCGGAUUUGUCUGUUUAUGCCUGGAUUCACCAGAGUGACUAUGAUAGUGAAAAGAAAAAAAAGGACGCAUGUAUCUUGAAAUGCUUGUAAAGAGGUUUCUGACCCAUCCUCAUGGGGGUCCUAGAGGUCUCUCACCCCCCACGCUGGGACUUGGCUCCAAGAGGCUGGUGUGGCUCUACCCCGUUGGGGCCUCCCAGUUUUCGAAAGGCUUCUGUCAGCAUCUGGGACCCAACCGAGACCAGAUCCUUUCCACUAAGAACCCUCAGCUGUGAAGAAAGCCUGAAGCACAGGAUGAGGACAGAAGCUACGGUGUCCCCUCCUGGCCCCCCAGGGCUUCCCUUUGUCAGGGCAGAGAGCAGUGUGUCUUGUGGCUGGCCUGGUUGGCAGCAUGAAGAUGACCCUCUCUGGUCACAGCCUGGAGAAGUGCACAGCAGCCCUGCUCAGAGAGGGCCUUAGAACUCCCUGUACCACGAGAAAAACGAAGCCAGUGCCAGCUGGGAAAGGUCUGCAGCCCACCCUCAGCCUGGGAUCCCUCUCCAAGCUCUUCCCCAGGAGGGGCAGCCCAGGCCUCCCCACUGAGGACCCAGGGUGGUCGCCUGAAGAAGGAUGACCAGUCAGGAGACACCCUUCCCAAAGCCUUGGCCAGAGCUCCUGCUGACCUUGCACAAGGAGAACCUUGCUGUUUAAAGAAAUGUGGCACCUCAGGCCCAGCUCUGCCCCUUCCAGUUUGGGUCAAGGGCACCCCUAGAGUCUGGGUGGAAGGAGUCUAGGGCCUCCCCUCUAGGGCUGGAGGCUUCAUUUGCAGCCAGAGCUCUCCGUGAAAGGAAUCAUCCGGGCCCAGAACGUGCCACCAUGAGGCUCCCCACUGUCCUCUGAGACCCAGCUGUUCUUAGAAGGGUUCUGAGGAAGAAAAAGGAAAUGUGGUGUAAAGGUUUGGUAGCUUUUAGAGAUGUAGCCCCUCAUUACUGCCACUGACUUUGGCUGCAUCUCUUCUUGCACGUCUUCUGGCUUCCUCUUCCUGCAGUUCCUGUGCCCUGCUCUUCAGCACCUUAUUCCGAGGGGCUCUGGAAUCUCCCUUGUGUGGUGGGCUACUGGGAUCAGCCUAAGGAUCAUGGUUUAGGGUGAUGAGCUCAGUGCUGGCAGGGAGAUUGCAAAGGGAUGCUGGCUUGUGACCUUAAAUGAGGACAAUCUCCCUAGGGCUAGGCACUCCCCCACCUCCAGAGUCAAUGUCCCUUGAGUGGGCUAGAUAGGAUUUGCUAUGCGCCCGGUCCCUUCAAGCUCUCCACUCACUUUAUCAAUAGUUCCAUUUAACCUGACGUCAAUGGUGAUUUGCGAUUGCUUGUUGUGCUAUGGGGGGAGGGGGGAGGAACCUGUAAGAUAGUUACCAUGGGCAAAGGGAAGUCUUGGAGGGCAGCAGUUAAACCACCUUGUAACCCUUUUCUUCAUGUCAAACACAUGUGCUAGAGGUCCCUGGGGUUUCGCCUCUUCCUUGACAGGUUUCCCGAGUGCAGCAGGCUGCCAGCUGGUUCCCGCCUCUUUCCCAGCCAGAUGCAGGCAGUGAGGCUUGUGGAGGAAUCUGGAGAUACAGCUGCUCUGGCCUGCUGCCUUCUUGCAGGGUCCCAAAGCCCACAAUCAUGUCUCCCAAAGACCCUGGCAUCCUUUCCUCUAAGCUGUUGGCACCCAUGUCACCUUUCCCACCAGCUCCGGACACGCAUCCUACUUCUAGCAGCUGCCAAGGUCUCUCCCUUCACCCUCCUUUAUCUUUGUCCUCCAAGUAAAGCCAACAGAUGGGCAUGAGGGCAGAGAGGAGGUCAUCAGCCUGCCCCCUCUGCAGAUCUGUGGCUUCAUGACUUCUGCUUUCUCUUCAGCUUUGAAAAGGGUUACCCUGGGCACGGACCCAGUCUCACCUCCCAAUGGACUUAGCCCCAUGAAUUUGCAGUGUUGGGCAGGACAGUUUCUGGCACUUGCAAGUCCCAUGAUUUCUUCAAUUUUGAGGGUGGGGGGAGGGACAUGAAACCAUCUUAGCUUAGCUUCCUGUCUGUGAAUGUCCAUAUGGUGUAUUGUGUGUUUUAACAAAUGAUUUACACUGACUGUUGCUGUAAAAGUGAAUUUGGAAAUAAAGUUAUUACUCUGAUUAAA
This is a messenger RNA of Equus caballus (horse), 6223 nucleotides long. RefSeq names its product microtubule associated protein tau (gene MAPT). Gene Ontology annotation, cellular component: neuron projection. NCBI's taxonomy places the organism in Eukaryota, Metazoa, Chordata, Mammalia, Perissodactyla, Equidae. Gene Ontology annotation, molecular function: microtubule binding. Gene Ontology annotation, biological process: microtubule cytoskeleton organization; neuron projection development. The record is from RefSeq and is a predicted model, not a curated record.